AUGCCCGACGUGGAAUCAUCUGCAAUAUCAUGUUCGACCGACAAACAAAUAUACCCCGAAGGGGCUGAACUCAACAAGGGCAACACGAACCCAGAGAAAAGCAAGCACACCUCAGCGUUCCAACAACUGGGGAUUUUGGACCGCUUCCUCGCAGUCUGGAUCUUCCUAGCCAUGGCAAUUGGAAUCAUCCUAGGCAAUUUUGUGCCGAAUACCGGGCCUGCGCUGCAGAAGGGAAAGUUCGUGGGUGUUUCCGUGCCUAUUGCCGUGGGACUCCUUGUCAUGAUGUACCCGAUUCUCUGCAAGGUGCGGUACGAAACGCUGCAUCGAACGUUCCGAGCGAAGGCGCUCUGGGUGCAGAUUGGGUUCAGCGUGGUUGCAAAUUGGAUUGUGGCUCCUCUUUUCAUGUUGGGUCUUGCUUGGGCAUUUCUGCCCGACGAGCAGGGUCUCCGGGAAGGGUUGAUCCUGGUGGGAAUCGCGCGCUGCAUCGCAAUGGUUCUCAUAUGGACAGGCCUUUCUGGUGGUGAUGGAGAGUACUGUGCGAUACUCGUUGCCAUCAACUCUGUGCUGCAGAUGGUGCUGUUUGCGCCCAUUGCUAUCUUCUUUAUCAAGGUAAUCGGCGGGUCAAGCAACGCCACGAUUGAAUAUUCCCUCGCCGCAAAAAGCGUCGGCGUCUUCCUCGGGAUUCCUCUCGGUGCCGCGAUCGUGACUCGUUUCGGCCUGCGCAGCAUAUUCGGAGCGAGCUGGUACGAGAAGAAGUUCUUGGCCUGGAUCAGCCCGCUCUCGCUGAUUGGUCUGCUGUUCACGAUCUUGGUCCUGUUCGCAUCGCAGGGUCGUCAUGUCGUGCAUCAGAUUGUAUCUGUCAUUCGAGUAGCUGCUCCGCUGAUUGUCUAUUUUGCUGUGAUCUUUCUUGUCACAAUGUUUGUGACCCGCCGGUGUGGAUUUGGGUACGAGCUAUCCUGCACCCAGAGCUUCACGGCCGCGAGUAACAACUUUGAGCUUGCCAUCGCGGUGGCGAUUGCGACGUUUGGGGUGGACAGCGAUCAGGCUUUGGCGGCGACUGUUGGUCCCCUGGUGGAAGUACCGGUGUUGCUAGGCUUAGUGUAUGCGGUCAAGUGGGCUGGCAGGCGCUAUAAUUGGUAG
Messenger RNA from Penicillium argentinense, 1140 nucleotides. RefSeq names its product arsenic resistance protein. Gene Ontology annotation, biological process: arsenite transport; antimonite transmembrane transport. Lineage: Eukaryota; Fungi; Ascomycota; Eurotiomycetes; Eurotiales; Aspergillaceae. Gene Ontology annotation, molecular function: antimonite transmembrane transporter activity; arsenite transmembrane transporter activity; antiporter activity. Gene Ontology annotation, cellular component: plasma membrane. The transcript is spliced from 4 exons. Bases 1 to 1140 code for a protein of 379 amino acids. The record is from RefSeq and is a predicted model, not a curated record.